Wickerhamiella sorbophila is the source of this 3276-nucleotide messenger RNA. Its product is annotated as Ubiquitin carboxyl-terminal hydrolase 21. Bases 1 to 3276 code for a protein of 1091 amino acids. Gene Ontology annotation, molecular function: cysteine-type deubiquitinase activity; protein binding; cysteine-type endopeptidase activity. Lineage: Eukaryota; Fungi; Ascomycota; Dipodascomycetes; Dipodascales; Trichomonascaceae. The transcript has a single exon. Gene Ontology annotation, cellular component: cytosol; nucleus. Gene Ontology annotation, biological process: protein deubiquitination; regulation of protein stability. The record is from RefSeq and is a predicted model, not a curated record.
AUGAGUGAAGAGGUAGGUGAGAUGCCUCUAGCCAAUGAUGUGGCAAGCAUGGUACGCCGUUAUUUACCUCAAUUUCCCGAUCUAGAAACGGACGAGGAAAUGGUAUUCACCUGGGAGAUCACGGAUUGGCACAGCCUUCCCGAGCGCGCCCUCUCGCCAGUGUUUGAGGCCGGCGGGUUCCGUUGGCGUUUGCUGCUUUUCCCUGAGGGCAAUGGCUCGUCUUGUCGCGGGAGAAUCUCACUGUAUUUACAAAUCCAGGAUCAAAACGAGUCCCCGGAAACGCCACUUCCCAAAAGCGAUGAGCCCGGCUCCGACGACAAGCAAUUGCCGGCAGCUUCGCGUUGGCACGUUUGCUGUCAAUUCGCCUUAGCAGUUUGGAAUCCACAACAUCCUGAUGCAUAUAUUUGCCAAAUGGCUCACCAUCGUUAUAACCCACGCACUAUGGACUGGGGAUACUCGCACAUGUGCGAGGUGCGGAGUGCCCUGACCAGAGGUACUCGUCCGGCUGCGCUCAUUGAGAAGAACAAGGUCAAUAUCACGGCCUUUCUUCGUACAAUCAAAGAUCCCACGGGUAUUCUCUGGCAUGAUUUCGUCGACUAUGACUCUCGACUCGAAACAGGCUACACUGGUCUCACCAACCAGGGCGCCACUUGCUAUCUCAAUUCGUUGCUGCAGUCGUUGUACUUCACCCGCGUAUUCCGUCGGGCAGUUUAUGAGAUCCCAGCCGGUGAUUCAGAGUCUGUGACUAGUGGACUUCAGCGGCUUUUUUAUCUUUUGGCAACAUCGCCCACCCCCGUAAAUACCAACUCGCUAACUCGGUCAUUUGGCUGGGACACGGCUGAUGCUUUCACGCAGCACGAUGUCCAAGAACUGAACCGUGUGUUGAUGGAUAGACUUGAGUCAAAAAUGAAUGGAACAAGCGUUGAAGGUGUUUUGACGAAAAUUUUUGUUGGCCAAAUGAAAAGCUUCAUUAAAUGCAUCAAUGUCGACUUUGAGUCUGCUCGUGUAGAAGAUUUCUGGGAUAUUCAGCUCAAUGUCAAAAACAUGAAGGACAUUUACGCAUCCUUCCGUGACUACGUGCAAACCGAAGUUCUUGAAGGCGAGAACCAAUACCAUGCUACGGGCUAUGGAUUGCAAGACGCAAACAAGGGUGUUAUCUUUGAAAGUUUCCCCCCUGUACUUCACUUGCAGCUCAAGCGAUACGAGUAUGACUUUUUGCGUGACGUCGAAGUCAAGAUCAACGACCGUUUCGAGUUCCCGCUGGAUCUAGAUCUGCAGCAGUUCCUUGACCCUGAGAGUGAUGCGGUCAAAGAAGCGGCUGCAAAAGGUGAACCCUGGGAGUAUGCUUUACACGGUGUUCUCGUUCACUCUGGUGAUCUAAAUGCUGGUCAUUACUAUACUUUGUUGAAGCCGGAAGCCAAUGGCGAUUGGUUCAGAUUUGAUGACGACCGUGUUACACGGGCUUCACUAAAGGAGGUUCUUGACGAUAACUUUGGUGGUGAACUUCCGAAUUCCCGCGGUAUUAAACGUAUCACAUCUGCAUACAUGCUUGUGUACAUUCGCAAGUCUCGUCUGGAGUUUGUUUUGCCAAGCAGUGAAGACAAGUGGCCCUCAGCUCUUCCAGAAUCGAUCGCCGCAGAAAAGCGUGAAGAAGAGCAGCGUCGACGAGAAAUUCAGGAGCAACGUCAGUACAUGGCCAUCAGAUUGCUCAGUCGCCGUCAAUUUGCAAAGCAUUCUGGUGUUGGUCUUGCCACAUGGACAGCUCGCCACAGUUCUGAAGUCGAUGCUUCAAUGCCGGAAUUACUCAAGGUUCGGCGUAACCUCAAGAUUGGCCAGCUUUAUGCUGCUGUAGCUGAGCAUUGUGGGUUUGAUUUCAUCCCGUCAUUAUGGUUGGUCUCGCCGCGUGAAUACAGUGUCAAAAGAAUUCACAUGUUAGAGCCUCAGCAUAAUGAACACACUGUUGAAGAGCUAAGUAGUUGGAGCGAUGGGCCCUACCCAGUGUUGUGGGUUCAGGAGAGUCCGGGAUAUUUGGAAGAUGAAGUCUUGGUGUUUGUUAAAGAGUUUAAUGUCUCGGCACUCAAACUCACUGGCGUUUCCACGGUUUGGAUCAACAAAAAACAACCACUCUCAGCUGCGCUUGCUCAGUUCUCUAACCCCGGUACUCGAUUUUAUCAUGAAAGAGAGAGCAUGGUGGAAGAGAUGAGCCCCUCGGCAUUAGUCGGGGAACAGCUGGUGACGGGUGAUAUCAUUGUGCUCGAAACAAAUCUAGAUAAAGACGCACUAUACCCCUCUGCUUGUGAGUUUUAUGACUUUUUGAAUCACCGGGUUACACUCCUGUUACUGCCUCGGCCAGAUGUUGAAGAGAGUGAUGGCGAUGAAGAACCAGAGCGUGUUCCUUCACCAGAAAAGGUUACUCCUGUGGUCCUCAUAACAUCUUCAAAAGAGCCCUACUCACAACUAGCUGAACGAGCUGCUGACGCGCUUGGUGGUGAUAUUGACCCGACGCAUUUGCAGCUUUGGCCGGCUCCAUACGAGUGGGAGCCCUUGCGUGAGCCUCUUCGUAACGAUGGCUCAAAUAUGGACGACCUCAUGCUUGUUGAUUCGCCCUUAUAUGUUUAUUAUCGCGUGCUUGAUCGUCCAUUAGCUGAGUUUGAACAGAUGAUCGAGGUUCCAACCACAUGGGUGCAAGACUAUAGGUCUGAGCCUCAGACACUUCAAGUAUUGGUAUCGACCAAUGCUACGGUAUCUGAGUUGAUCAGAGAGCUGGCCUCUCAACUUUCGCUACCAGCUGAAGAUGUCCCCCGAGUGAAGAUGUGGACUGCUCGUCACAAUCGCACAGUUCGCACAUGGACGCCUGCCAUGCAAGUCAAAGAAGUGCUGAUGCACGAAGGUAAUUACGCUAGUCUCAUGAGUCAAGAAGAACUGAAUCUACGGAGCGCUGCAGCUGGAAUUGCUCCCCUUGAGCAACGGCUUGUGACAGUGUUCCACUUCCAAAAGGAUGAUUUCCGGACCCAUUCGAUUCCGUUCACCUUUGUACUUCACGAGAAUGAGCCAUUCUCAGUCACACGAAAAAGAAUCCAGCAGGAAUUGGGUUUAGGCGACAAAUCGUUCGAGAAAAUCCGUAUAGCAGUCUGUGGCUCACCGUCAAGAGUGCGCUAUCUUGAGGACGAUAACGAACAACUGUUCGAGUCAAUGGGAGAUGAUGAUGCAAUUGGUCUAGAUCAUGCCGAUAAGCGCCGCGUUGUGCACCAACAACAAGCAAUUGUUAUUAAAUAG